AUGCCUUCCAUUUGCAUUAACGGUAAUACACUCGAUCCGAGCGCAGAGUCCCGCCAAUUGAUGGACUUUGGCAUGAUCGCAGACGAUGCUUCCAAAUCAGACUACGUCCUCAUCCAGGCAAGCUCUGAUUGUCUGUCAACUGAGGAACAUGGUGCGCUUCAGACCUUAGGCGUCAAUAUCAUGGAAUAUGUCUCCGAAGGUACAUACCUUUGCAGCUACAAGGGCACCGACCUGACACAGAUUCGUUCGCUGGAAUUUAUCUCCUGGGCCAAUACCUACUGUGAUCAGUUUGUUGUGCAAGGCAGCCUGAAAUCAAGAACCCCACAGGUCAAGCAAUUAUCAGCAUUUACUGCUACCCCCAAAACCAGUCACCUGCAAUUGGUCGAUAUCAUCGUUCAUCACGAUGUCGAUCCAAAUGAUGACUCUGUUAGAGAGGCAGUCGCGAAGGCGGCUCGUGCUGAUUUGAAAUGCUUGGAAGCAACGUCUCAAGGUUUCCGUCUUCAGGUGCAGCAAGAGUAUCUCGAUGAUAUAGCUGCCAUUGACCAAGUAUACCUCAUCCAGCAGGUCCAUCCCUUUGUUCUCUGGAACAACAAGGCUCGCGAAAUCGUCGGAUGUAGCGGCACUAGCACGUAUACCGAGCCAGGUGACUAUCAGGGUGAGGGUCAGGUUGUCGUAGCCUGUGACACUGGUUUUGAUAUCGGCGAUAAGGAGGAUACACAUCCUGCUUUCACGGGCCGGGUCGACAAACUCUACGAUAUGGGGAGAAAGGGCAAGUGUGAUGACCCAGACGGGCAUGGUACGCAUGUUGCCGGCUCCGUACUUGGCAACGGUGAGUCGAAGUCCAUGGGAGGCUCGAUUAUGGGCACCGCACCCAAGGCUCACCUUGUAUUGCAAUCUGUCCUUGAUGGGUCUAAUGGCUUGGGUGGUAUUCCGCGGGAUUUGACUCAGCUUUUUCGCGUUCCGUACGAAGAAUGUGGGGCACGCAUACACACAAACUCCUGGGGAUCAGCUUCCCCUUUUGGCCAGCUUCCGUAUGACGCGUCAGCCCGGCAGAUUGACGAUUUUGUCUGGAAACAUCCUGAUAUGGUUAUUCUCUUUGCUGGUGGUAAUGACGGAGUAGACGCCAACCGCGACGGCAAGAUCGACCAAGGCCAGGUUGGGUCACAAGCAUCUGCAAAGAACAUCAUUACUGUUGGCGCUAGUGAAAAUAACCGUCCCGACAUCCCCGUCACAUACGGCAGUCGUUGGCCAGUGGAUCCCCUGCGCAAUGACCGAAUGGCCGACAACCCUAAAGGAAUGGCGGCUUUCAGCAGCCGUGGACCAACCGUAGAGGGUCGUUUCAAGCCUGAUGUGGUCUGCCCCGGAACCGCCGUCUUGUCCACUCUCUCACGACGCGCCCAAAUGACCUCUCGAUUUGGACAGAGCAGCGAUCCCUUGUGGAUGUUCCUGGCAGGCACAAGCAUGGCAACUCCUCUGGCUGCUGGUUGCGUCGCAUGUGUGCGCGAAUGUCUUGUCAAAAACGGUGUGAAGAGUCCCACCGCCGCUCUUCUGAAAGCUCUGAUCCUGCAUGGUGCUAUGGAGCUCGUCGGGCAGUAUACACCCAGUGAAGCUGGCCCGUCUCCCAACAAUAGCUCCGGGUGGGGCUUGCUCAAUCUCACGAACUCUAUUUGCAUAGCUAGUGGAAGAGGUGGAGGCUAUCUGGAAGGUAAGGCACUGGGGCAUGGUGAGAGCGCACCUACACUCACUCUGACCGUUCCUCCAAAUGGAACAUUGAAGGUGACUCUCGUGUGGACCGAUCCGGCCGGCCCACGCCUUCAGAACGACUUAGACCUCAGCGCGAUAGCCCCCGAUGGCCAAGAACGCCACGGAAACAUGAGCACCGGUUCUGGUUAUGAUAGAGUGAACAAUGUUGAGCAAAUUAUGUGGAACAAUCCUCCAGAGGGGAAGAUGAACAUCAGCGUGAAAGCAUUCCGCAUCACCCGCCCCUCUUCCCCCCAGCCAUACGCUCUGGUAUGGUCCACAACCUGGCCUCCCGACCCGAAAGCAUGA
Molecule: messenger RNA, 2049 nt
Organism: Histoplasma capsulatum G186AR
Lineage: Eukaryota; Fungi; Ascomycota; Eurotiomycetes; Onygenales; Ajellomycetaceae
Product: peptidase S8 and S53
Exons: 1
Coding region: 1-2049 (682 amino acids)
Biological process (GO): proteolysis
Molecular function (GO): serine-type endopeptidase activity
Source: RefSeq, a predicted model, not a curated record